Kwoniella botswanensis is the source of this 1125-nucleotide messenger RNA. RefSeq lists its product as uncharacterized. The record is from RefSeq and is a predicted model, not a curated record. NCBI's taxonomy places the organism in Eukaryota, Fungi, Basidiomycota, Tremellomycetes, Tremellales, Cryptococcaceae. The coding region runs from base 1 to 1125 and encodes 374 amino acids. Gene Ontology annotation, cellular component: nucleolus. Gene Ontology annotation, molecular function: nucleic acid binding; zinc ion binding. The transcript is spliced from 3 exons.
AUGGCUCGUUUCACAUCAAUCGGAAUGGGUCGAAAGAAAUUCGUCCAGUCAGCCGCAGAAGAAGCUCAGCAAUCGACCGAAGCUGGCCCUUCCACAUCUAACAACGCCACCGCGGGCGAGGGACAGGCUAGUGGUAUCGAGAAGAAGAAGAAGAAGCGAAGAGGGAGGGAAAGGGUGAAAGAUGAGACCGGCAAGAGGAUAGCGAUAGGAGAGAAGAAAGGUCCUGAUGCAAAGAAGAGUACUUGGGGGAAGGAUGAAGGUAUAUCCAGACGAGCCAAAUUAUCUGCUAAACAUGCUGAAGAACGACGUCAGAAGAGGAACGAACAGCGAAAUGCCAAUGUAACCUGUUUCGCAUGUCGGGGUGUUGGACAUGCGUCGAAAGAUUGUCCGAAUGUGUUGCUAGGCGCUGCACCAGGGGAAGAAGGAGAAGGAAAUGGCGGGAUGAAGAGAAAAGGUGGGAAAGCUGGUUCUCAAGUAACAGGAGGAGGCAAAUGUUAUCGAUGCAAUUCAAAUGAUCAUUCCCUGCACGAUUGUCCUGAGCCUAUCGAUUCUACCAACCCCACACCAUUCGCAACAUGUUACAUCUGCCUGGGUACUGGCCACUUAUCUUCUGGAUGUCCCUCCAACGGCGGAAAGGGGAUCUACGUCAACGGUGGAUGCUGCAAGGUCUGUAAAUCAGUCGAACAUCGUGCUAAAGACUGUCCCGAUGAUCCAAGGCGUCAAGCGACCUCCUCGUCGGCAGACGCCCCUGGCGAAUACAGGAAAAGGGGGGAGAUAGUCUUAGGCGUGGGUCAAGGUGCGGGAGCGGACGAAGAUGAUUUUAUGGUAGAAUCCAGAGAAAAUCUAUCUCAAGGUUCUAACAAUGCGAAGGGAAAGAGGAAGAAACAUCUACCAGCAAGAAACAGUGAGAGACCCAUGAAGAGAUUGAGAGAGGUCGAUCCGAUAACGGGCGACCUGGGUGAGAGGUUACCUGGAGGAUACGAAGGUCCGCCUGAAGGUCAGAGAGAAGGUCAAGGUCAACAGCAACAUCAGGAAGAGGAGAAAUUACCUUUGACAGCUAGGAAGAUGCCCGGACAGAAAGGGCAACUACAGCAUCAAUCUAAGGCUAAGGUGGUAUCUUUCUAG